AAUUUUGCCAUUUGUGCCAUUUUCAACCCACCAGACAAAAGUGGUCAACUUUGUAAUUUUCACUACUGUGCUUUGGUGUUCACACCUAUGUUCUUCACCGCAGUAGAAAUUUCCACAAAAUUCUGACACAUAAACGUUGAAUCCAAAUAAACCAGUAACACUGCAUGUGUUUUUGGUUGUCAACAAACUAAAACAGUGCAAGGCAAAAAGAAGAGAAGCAUAGAGAGUAUGGAUUUCAUUUUGAAGGCUUUUGCUGUUUUAGAAUUAGUAUUGGUGAUAGUUCACUCUAGUGCUCAUGCCUUGAGCAGAGAUGAGUUCCCUCCUGACUUUGUUUUUGGUGCAUCAGCUUCAGCUUAUCAGGUUGAAGGUGCAGCAAAUGAAGAUGGAAGGAAGCCAAGCAUAUGGGACACUUUCUCCCAUUCUGGAAAUGGGAAUAUGUUUGUAGGCGAUGGAGAUGUUGUAUGUGACCAAUAUCACAAAUAUAAGGAAGAUAUUCAGCUCAUGGCCAACAUGGGUUUAGAAGCCUACAGAUUUUCCAUAUCAUGGUCAAGGCUUAUUCCAGAUGGAAGGGGACAAGUGAAUCCCAAGGGACUACAGUAUUACAACAACUUUAUUAAUGAAUUGAUAAGCCAUGGAAUCGAAGCACAUGUUACAUUAUAUCAUUGGGACCUACCACAAACACUUGAGGAUGAAUAUGGAGGAUGGGUUAGUCGAAGAGUUGUGAAAGACUUCACAGCAUAUGCAGAUGUGUGCUUUAGAGAAUUUGGAGACAGAGUAAGGUAUUGGACUACUGUGAAUGAGGGCAAUGUGCAGGCAGCAUUCGGCUAUGACGUAGGAUUUUUACCACCUCAGAGGUGUUCUUCCCCUAUAGCUAACUGUUCAAGAGGAAAUUCCUCAACAGAGCCAUAUUUGGCUGCCCAUCAUAUGUUGUUAGCACAUGCUUCAGCUGCCAGGUUGUAUAGGAAGAAAUAUCAGGGCUUGCAGAAUGGCUUAAUUGGGUUUAAUCUCCUUCCUUUUGGUCUUCUUCCAAAAACAAAUUCUACUGAAGAUAUAACUGCUACUCAAAGGGCUCUAGACUUCUUCAUUGGUUGGUUUAUGAAUCCCUUCACAUUUGGAGAUUACCCUGAUAUAAUGAAGAAAAAUGCUGGUUUAAGGCUUCCUUCCUUCACUCAAAAGGAAUCAGAUCUGGUUAGGGGCUCAAUCGACUUCUUAGGAAUAAAUUUUUACUACUCAUUUUAUGUCAGGGACAGUCCUAGCAGCCUGCUGAAUCACAAUAGAGACUACCUAACAGACAUAUCAGUGGUAUUUGAAAGGGUUGAUCUAAAUGACGGAUUUAACGGUCAGGUUCCAAUUACUCCCAGUAUUCUCCUAGGGAUGUUAGACUCACUAAGGAAUGAAUAUGGCAAUAUUCCCAUUUACAUACACGAAAAUGGUCAACAAACACUUCAUAAUUCAUCAUUAGAUGACUGGUCGAGGGUGAAUUUCUUGCAUGCAUACAUAGAAAGCUUGGCUGUUGCACUGAGGAGUGGAUUAAAUCUUAAAGGUUAUUUUGUGUGGUCCUUCAUAGAUGCAUUUGAGUUAUUGGUUGGAUAUGAAUAUAGUUAUGGUCUAUACUACGUAGAUAUGAAUGAUCCAAACUUGAGGAGGCAACCUAAGGUUUCUGCUGAAUGGUACUCAAAUUUUCUGAAAGGGAAGCCUGUGGACCCAAAGAUCACAAAGGAAACUCAGAAGAAUGCAAGUGAGCUUUCACACAAUCCCUCACUGCAUAGUGCCACAUACAGUAAUCAGAACACGUUUAAACUUCAGAGUGAAUAAAUUUUAUGAUGUCAAAAUCAUACGAAACUUUUAGAUUUUGCUCAUUGUAACACUUUUCAGUCCUCGAACAGAAAUAAGGCAUACACAAGCACUAGUCCCACCCAUACUUAGUGGAAUUAUCAUUGAACUAUGGAUGUUAGUAACUUGAACUUAGUAUAAUUUAAUAUGGCAUACUUAGUGGAAUUUACUCA
Molecule: messenger RNA, 2006 nt
Organism: Vigna radiata var. radiata (mung bean)
Lineage: Eukaryota; Viridiplantae; Streptophyta; Magnoliopsida; Fabales; Fabaceae
Product: beta-glucosidase 11
Exons: 13
Coding region: 229-1815 (528 amino acids)
Biological process (GO): carbohydrate metabolic process
Molecular function (GO): beta-glucosidase activity
Source: RefSeq, a predicted model, not a curated record